GUGCUGUAAAACAAAACAUUGAAAGUUAUCAUACUGUUAAUCGGCCUUGUGUUCCAGCUCAUACGACCAUCUGUGUUGGUCGACACGUAAAGUGGACGUACACCAUACCGACUACCCGACUGGAGCUACGUCACAGAGAGAUUAGCGUUGUCACGUGAUUGGAGUUGUUGGUGCGACCAUACCACACACGCCUUCUAACCGAACGGGAAGUAGCAUUACACAUAACCACCGAAGAUACAAUGGCGUCACAAGUUGCAGGAGCAGCCGAGGUCAGCAGCAAAGGUCAUGUGUUGCUCACAGGUGGCGCUGGCUACCUAGGAACAACCAUGAUCCCGAUUCUUCUCGACGAUGGAUACGAGGUCACCGUGUAUGAUAUUUUCAAAUGGGGGCUGCAUCCAAUCCUCAACUUCGCACAAAACCCACGUUUUCAUAUUGUGAAGGGAGACGUUCGCGAUCGCGACCAGUUAGCUGAUGUUAUGGAAGAUAAAUUCGCUAUCAUUCACUUGGCCGCCAUUGUUGGGUAUCCUGCCUGUGACAAAGACCCUGAUCUGGCAAUCGAUACUAACGUCGGUGGAACGCGGAUGAUUGCUGAUCUAAAACGCCCGGACCAGAUAAUGGUGUACGCCAGUACGGGGUCCUGUUAUGGGGCGGUAGAAGGUGUAUGUACAGAAGAAACAGGUAUUAGUCCACUAACGCUGUACGGAGGCAGCAAGGCUGAGGGAGAGAAAAUCGUUCUUGAUGUUGGUGGAGUCGCCCUCCGGCUUGCAACUGUGUUUGGCCUUUCACCUCGACUGCGUCUUGAUCUUCUGAUCAACGAUCUAACACAUAAAGCAUUAACAUUGAAAGAAUUCGACCUCUACGAAGGAAAUUUCCGCCGUACAUUUCUGCACGUAAAAGAUGCUGCCCGUGCGUUUGUAUUUGCUCUUUCAAACUUUGAUGCUAUGAAAGGACAGGCUUACAAUGUUGGCGAUGAAAAGAUGAACAUGACAAAGUCUCAUGUUGCGCGUGUAAUACAAAGCAAUGUACCCGGAUGUAAAAUCACAGAAUCCAACUCAGGUGAGGACAAGGACAAACGAGAUUACGAAGUGUCAUACGCAAAGAUCCGCAAGCUGGGUUACACUGCUACAGUUUCAGUGGAGCAUGGAAUACAAGAUAUGCUCAAAAUCCUCCCAUUCCUAGCUCCCGAAGACAUACCUCGCUGUAAAAACGUCUGAGCCUGAUUUGAACAUUGUAAAUUUCUUUUGACAGCAUAAUGACCAAAGACUGAGGAGAGAUUUAUCCUACCUAUCUGUGGGUUGAUUGUGGCUGUGUGCGGUACUUACCUCCCUUGUAUUUAUGUGACAUAUGUAUGGUUACAGUAUGUGUGACUGAUUGCAUACGCCAUUUAGGGCGACCUUGACCUCCACCACAACAACUUCUGUUUUCUUUGGCCCUCUCAUCUCUCUUCGGCAACAAAUUCAGUUAUGACGACCUUAACAUACAUAUCAAUCUCCGACAUGUUUGGUUAGGACAGAUUAUAGAGUGGCCUUGGUCACAGAGUAUCCUGGUUAGGACAGAUUAUAGAGUGGCCUUGGUCACAGAGUAUCCUGGUUAGGACAGAUUAUAGAGUGGCCUUGGUCACCUACACCUUACAGUAUCCUGGUUAGGACAGAUUACAGAGUGGCCUUGGUCACAAACACCUUACAGUAUCCUGGUUAGGACAGAUUAUAGAGUGGCCUUGGUCACAAACACCUUACAGUAUCCUGGUUAGGACAGAUUAUAGAGUGGCCUUGGUCACCAACACCUUACAGUAUCCUGGUUAGGACAGAUUAUAGAGUGGCCUUGGUCACAAACACCUUACAGUAUCCUGGUUAGGACAGAUUAUAGAGUGGCCUUGGUCACAAACACCUUACAGUAUCCUGGUUAGGACAGAUUAUAGAGUGGCCUUGGUCACAAACACCUUACAGUAUCCUGGUUAGUACAGAUUAUAGAGUGGCCUUGGUCACACGAGAACUGACAUCUAAUUAGAACCACGAGGACUGAUAUCUAAUUAGAACCACGAGGACUGACAUCUAAUUAGAACCACGAGGACUGACAUCUAAUUAGAACCACGAGGACUGACAUCUAAUUAGAACCACGAGGACUGAUAUCUAAUUAGAACCACGAGGACUGAUAUUUAAUUAGAACAUCUAAUUAGAACCACGAGGACUGACAUCUAAUUAGAACCACGUGGACUGACAUCUAAUUAGAAGAUGCUUUACUAGGUAUUACAGUUUGUAUCUCAGGUUUAAACACUUUACUGUAAACUAUCAUUACGUGUUUUAUAAUAUUCCCCGCUAUAUUUGUAUAGCCCCGACCCACUAUAUUUGUAUAGCCCCGACCCACUAUGUUAACUGACAGGUCUGGAUGUGAACCCUUCCUUGGCGAGAUGUGCCUUACUUCAUUCAUACAAUGAGACAUGUGCUUCAAAACUUUGUUUCAUUCAGCUAUUAUUUUAAAAGUUCAUGUUUUACGUUUAAACAUUAAAACUCUUCUUAACAGGAUGUAUUCUUGGGUGCAAUGGGACAUAAAACAAUGAACCCACACCAUUCACUAGUAGGCUUUGGUUUGCAUGGGUUUUCCACCAACGUGUGUACCCUGAAUAGAUCUCGAUUUAUACAGCAAAAUACGUAGUGGGCGUUUUAUGUCACAAAGAAUCCUGUUAAUGUGUUUCCCUGACGGGUAUGAUACAUGUAUGUCAGUCGUAAAUGUAGAUCAUUGGACUUUAUCACUUUAAGUGUUACAACAUCAAUAUGAUCGGAUACAUUUGAUAGAGUUUCACCACCAGAUGUACAUAUCUAUUUGUCACCAAUCAGAUUAUCCGUGUCAUAUUGUGUUUGCGAAUCAUGACAGAAAAAAAUGUUCUAUUUGAUUUUGACUAUUUAAUAAACAAAAUUCUUACACUUUGUGUAAGAUUGAUUAAACUUCAAA
Messenger RNA from Pecten maximus, 2949 nucleotides. Its product is annotated as UDP-glucuronic acid decarboxylase 1-like. The record is from RefSeq and is a predicted model, not a curated record. The transcript is spliced from 2 exons. NCBI's taxonomy places the organism in Eukaryota, Metazoa, Mollusca, Bivalvia, Pectinida, Pectinidae. Bases 240 to 1214 code for a protein of 324 amino acids.